Messenger RNA from Anopheles gambiae (African malaria mosquito), 2365 nucleotides. Its product is annotated as glycerate kinase. Gene Ontology annotation, cellular component: cytoplasm. The transcript has 2 exons. Lineage: Eukaryota; Metazoa; Arthropoda; Insecta; Diptera; Culicidae. Gene Ontology annotation, biological process: protein phosphorylation. Gene Ontology annotation, molecular function: glycerate kinase activity. The record is from RefSeq and is a predicted model, not a curated record. The coding region runs from base 129 to 1652 and encodes 507 amino acids.
ACACUGACGGGAACUGACAAACAAUAAUAAUAAACAAACAACGAACCAGCAGGCAAAGCGCAGAUCAAUCGUCAUUUCCAGCUCCUACGUCAACUCGGUUUCGCUCAGCCUAUCCUGGACGAUUAUCAAUGAUAAGAUCGUGGCCUCAAUUUGCAAGGAAAAUGUCUACAGCCAAUAGUGCCAGCUUGACCAACCUCAGGGAACUGUUUCUAUGCGGCGUUGAGGCGGUUAAACCCAAAUCGUUGUUUGAUGGCUGCCACAUGUCGGCGGGCAGUAUCCGCGAAAGUUUCCUUCACGACCACAAACGCUAUCACGUGGUAGGUUUCGGCAAAGCCGUUCUGGGCAUGGCAGUUCAGUUAGAAUGUCACCUUGGGUCGCGGCUGUCGGGAGGAUGUAUAAGCAUACCUACGGGUACGGGUGAACGAUUUGCUGGAGAAGCAGAGUUCACUCUUUCGCCCAGCACUGCGAUCGAAGUGAUCGAGUGUGCUCGGAACAACCUGCCGGAUGAAGGAUCGUUAAUGGCGGCAAAAAAGAUCAAGCAAAUUGCCCACAGCAUGACAUCGGAUGAUGUGCUGUGCGUUCUGGUUUCUGGUGGUGGUUCGGCUCUGCUUUGUCUGCCCAAGGAGCUCAUUACGCUGGAGGAAAAACUGCAGCUAAUCAAAUCACUGGCCACGGCAGGUGCAUCCAUCGAUGAGCUAAACAACGUUCGAAUAGCUCUGUCGGAGGUGAAAGGAGGACAGCUUGCGCUGGCGGCCGAGCAUGCUUAUCGGGUUUAUUCUUACGUAAUAUCUGACAUUGUCGGUGAUCCGGUAGCAUUGAUUGCGAGUGGACCGACCGUAGUCCAGAAAGGAGUGGCUGUGAAUGGGAAAGCGAAAGAGAUUUUGGAGAAGUAUGGCCUGUGGAGUAAGCUUCCCGAUUCUAUCCUUAAAGUAAUUGAACAACCAACGGUUAGAGAAGUGAAGGAAACGUACAAUAAUGACCUAUUCUUACUAGGCAACAAUGAGGUAGCUGUAAAUUGUAUCGUACAGCAAGCUCAGGCUCGAGAUUGGGAGUGUAUCGUGCUAUCAAAAAGGAUAGAAGGAAACGUGAUCGAUUUGGCUCCCGUUUACAUACAGUUGGCAGCGAUCUUGUACAAUUUAAAAACCAACUUUAUAUCAGAAACCAUUGCCAAAGAAAAGCUCCGCGAGCUGCUUACACCCCUUCCAUACAGUGACGUCAAAAUGGAAGAAUUUAUAAGUCAAGCAGUGGAAGGUAACAAGGAAAAGCCACUACUGAUUGUUGGUGCUGGGGAGCCAACGGUUUGCGUUUCGGGCGGUGGCAAAGGGGGUCGAAAUCAAGAGCUGGCUCUCCGCUUCACGGUCGGUGUGCGAGAGCUGGAACGUGUGCCCGAUGCGGUGUGCUUUCUAUCGGCCGGUACGGAUGGUAUCGAUGGCCCUACCGAUGUGGCCGGUGCGAUCGGGGGAGCGUUCGUGGCGAGAGAGUUUGAGGAAACAUUCCACCUGGCAGAAGCGAAAUCGUUCCUAGAACAGAAUGAUUCGUACAGAUUCUAUGAAGCAGUAAGCGGCGGGCAAUAUUUCGUAAAAACUGGCCACACAGGUACGAAUGUGAUGGAUGUACAUUUACUGUUAAUAAACCCGCAGUGGGUAAAAUAAACAAACUAUCCCAACCGAACGCAAACCAAACAUGGAAGAUGACUACUACCAACUCCUAGUUCUGAUCAGCACUAGCGAAGCUCAGCGGUCUGCAUUAAUUCAUUUUUCUCCCCCUCCCUACUGGAACAUGAGUCACUCAGUAAGCCAGCAACACCGGAAGAAGUCAACCAAACGGCCAUAAUUUAUAGCCAUCUGAUGCGCGAGGAUGGUCUGUGAACUAUUUCUCCCCCCCUCCCAGCCGGGCCGCCCCGUGGCGGUGCGCCGUGCGAGGGCGAGGUAUGGCAUUUUGUUUUGUUAAUCAAAUAACCGCCCCAAAAGCCAGCAUGGGGUAUAGUUAGUUCUACAUCGAUCAUGUUCCUUUUUUUCUCCUGAUUCAUACCACCACUACACACUGAUACGGGUGGAUCCGAUUAAACAUGAAUCUCGCCUGCCAGUGCUGGGAGGCUAACGCGUGUGUGUGUGUGUGUGUGUAGUCGUCAUCACGAAAUUAGCCCAACUCCAAACUAGAAGUGGAUAUCUCCAGCCAGCUUUUGGGGGUCUCCACCACUUUUGGCUAGCGGUUAACAUGAAUGUGUGUGUGUGUAUGUCCAUGUCUGGUGGUAGUUUCCAAUUCCGAGCCAUCUGGUCCGUUUGACGCUCUUUGGGCUCUCAAUUUACAUAUUUUUACUGCUUUAAUCUUAAAAUUAUGCAAAAAUAUAAUAAUUCUCAUAAAA